This is a messenger RNA of Penicillium lagena, 783 nucleotides long. Its product is annotated as SDR family oxidoreductase. The transcript has a single exon. The record is from RefSeq and is a predicted model, not a curated record. The coding region runs from base 1 to 783 and encodes 260 amino acids. Lineage: Eukaryota; Fungi; Ascomycota; Eurotiomycetes; Eurotiales; Aspergillaceae.
AUGGCAUCCGAAAUCAGCACGAACAAAGUAUACGUCGUCACCGGUGCCAACAGGGGUCUCGGCCUUGGUCUCACCAAGGCCCUUCUAUCUCGUCCCAGCACUACCGUCAUAGCCACAGUGCGCAACGACGAAGCAGCUGCAAGCCUGCACACUGAGCAUUUAGAUAGGACAGAAACUGGUCAGGGCAGUGCGCUGCACAUCAUCCAGCUGGAUUUCACAGCAGCCUUAAGCCCUGAGAGAAUCUUCGAACGCUUCUCCAAGACGGUCGACAAAAUUGAUCACAUCGAUGUUCUAAUCAACAAUGCCGGGUUCGCCGCGCCAAUGCACCCCGCAACCCAAACCCCCGCCGAGGACCUCCGUGCCAGCUUUGAGGUGAACACAAUCGCGCCGUUAAUGGUCUUUCAAGCCCUUUGGCCUCUGCUCCAAAAGUCUCCCUCGGGAGCACCAAAAGUCAUCCUGAUUUCGUCAUCUGUCGGCUCUAUCCGAGCUCAGGAGCCCAUGACUGGGGGUGCAUAUGGACCCAGCAAAGCAGCUGCAAACUGGCUAGUUCGUGCCCUACAUCUUCAGAACAAGGAUAAAGGGCUCGUUGCAGUUGCGCUUCAUCCUGGUUGGGUUCAGACGAGGAAUGGUCAUUUCGCUGCGAAGGAGUGGAAUUACGCCCCAGGUCCGCCGGAUACGGUGGAGGAUAGUGUGAAAGGUAUGCUAGAGGUUAUUGAUAAAGCUACAAGGGAUACUACCUCGGGAGAGUUUGUUGCGCAGACUGGGGAGGUUAUUCCUUGGUAG